AUGAAAUCUGGUUUACUACUUGCUGUGAUUUUACCAGUUGCUUUUGCUGUGAAAAAAGACCAACAAAGUUGUAACUCCAGUUGUGUCAAGGUCUUACAAAAACAACAAGAAUCAUGUCCUUCAGGUUCAGAUGCCGAUUGCUUAUGUAAAUUAUCUGACUCAGAUUACUGGGAACCAUUGACUGACUGUGAUUGUAUUAACCCAGAUAAAAAACUUUCAGCAUCAGAAAUUAAGGUUCAAAUAUGUGGGGCUCCAUCAUCAUCGUCAACACCAACCUCAUCAACAGAAACAACUUCAUCAACAGAAGCAGAAACUACCGAAGCAGAAACCACUGAACAACCAAGCAGCAGUACCAGCAGUAAUACCGAGUCAUCUAAAACUACUAUUCUUGAAACCCCCUCUAUACAAGAGCUCAAUGCUGAAUCAACUACUAGUGUUAUUACCCCCUUAACAGAAUCAGCUGUGGCUGCCGUAGCAAAUACUGACACCAGUACUUUAAUUGAACCACAAAACACAGAAGCUACACCAGAAGUUGCUCCAUUAAUUCAACCUCAACUAAAUAAUGGGUCUGAUUUGGCCCAAGUAUCUGUUCAAGCAUUUGAAAAUGGUGCUGGAAGAGCUGCUGUUAUUGGAUCUGGUUCAUUACUUGCAUUGUUAUUGAACUUUAUUUAA
Messenger RNA from Candida albicans SC5314, 672 nucleotides. It is a transcript of the gene PGA61, whose product is annotated as Pga61p. The coding region runs from base 1 to 672 and encodes 223 amino acids. The transcript has a single exon. NCBI's taxonomy places the organism in Eukaryota, Fungi, Ascomycota, Pichiomycetes, Serinales, Debaryomycetaceae. The record is from RefSeq and is a predicted model, not a curated record.